UAUGGUGUUAGAAUUCAACACCAAUUUCUCUUGUCGGAAACUUCGUCGUGAUUGUUAAUUCCUCAUCCAGCAACUGAUUUACUUCUCCAUUUCUUGAAAAUUCCGUGACUUUAUUGAUUCCUUCCCCCAAUUUGCUGCUAAUCUCAAGGAUUAGUUCUUAUUCAGUCAUCGAGGCGGCAUUCAUUCCAAUUAUUAGGGCUUAUAAUGCAGGCGUCUAGGGCUAGGCUUUUCAAGGAGUACAAAGAAGUGCAGAGAGAGAAAGCGGCCGAUCCUGAUAUUCAAUUGGUUUGUGAUGAUUCCAACAUAUUUAAAUGGACUGCUCUUGUAAAGGGGCCAUCGGAAACUCCUUACGAAGGAGGAGUUUUCCAGCUUGCGUUUACUGUGCCGGAGCAUUAUCCUCUGCAGCCGCCUCAAGUUCGAUUUCUGACCAAGAUUUUCCAUCCAAAUGUGCAUUUCAAGACGGGUGAGAUUUGCCUUGAUAUCUUGAAGAAUGCUUGGAGCCCCGCCUGGACAUUGCAGUCCGUCUGUAGGGCUAUAAUAGCGUUGAUGGGUCAUCCAGAGCCUGACAGCCCGCUUAACUGCGAUUCAGGUAAUCUUCUCCGGUCAGGCGAUAUCCAAGGCUACCAGUCGAUGGCUAGGAUGUAUACAAGACUUGCUGCCAUGCCCAAGAAGCAGUGAACAGUCUUCCUUCCUAUUUGUUUCUUUGAAAUAAACUCAUUUAUUCUUCAUAUACAAAUGUUGUAGCCUGUUGUACUUCCAUGCAUCUAGGUUGUACGUUAACAUCCUGCUUUACAAAAUAGUGACACCGCUACUGUUUUUUAUGAAUAAAAUUAUGCUUUGUGUAAA
Molecule: messenger RNA, 846 nt
Organism: Salvia hispanica
Lineage: Eukaryota; Viridiplantae; Streptophyta; Magnoliopsida; Lamiales; Lamiaceae
Product: ubiquitin-conjugating enzyme E2 PEX4-like
Source: RefSeq, a predicted model, not a curated record